UAUAAACAGACAUCAUACCCGCAAUUAGGCACUUGUGUCUCUCAGGAAAAAUAUUUAAUGAAAUUAUAAAGUUCUGACUGUUUAAUAGAUCAUUUAAAAAUCAUAUUUGCAAUGUUGUUUUGAGCAAGCUAACCCUUUCGUGUUACCAUUGGAAACAUUAUUUAACCUGCAGUUACAGUAUGGCAAUUGAAAACUUUUCCAAAGCGCUUGAGUUCCUUCAGGAAUAGAGAGAGGUUAAGCUAGAAGAAACAGGAGCAUGGCAGGAGAAUUUAUCUCCCAAGAAUCUACAGAACAAUGGAGUGUACCUGCUGAAACUUUAAAUAGGAAAUCAGCAUACUGGAAUGUAUGGCAAACUUCUAGUUGUUUUUGAACCCAGGAAAUGUAUAGGACAGUUCUUCCCAGCAACACCUUUGGACCUGGUUUGUAUCAAUCUGAGGGUCAGGAUCAGUUCUCUCAACUAGGCUCAGGUGUAGUGACUCGUGUUACUCAGACAUCUGUGACAUUGGCUUUCGAUGGCACACAAGAUGGUAUAAACUUGGAAAGAGAUGGACUCUACAAUAUUAUGAAGUUGGCAAAUGAUGUGACCUACAGGCGACUGACAAAUGCCUUAAACUCUUUAAAUGGAUACAGCAGUGGUCCCACAACUCACCUGAUCAGUGUCCUCUUUGGUUACUCAGAACCAGGGACAUUAUCAUUUCAACAUGUAUUGCAAUUUAGCAACAUGGAUAAUUCUCAGAAGGAGGCUGUGUCCUUUGCAAUUUCUCAGAAAGAUGUUGCAAUCAUACACGGACCACCAGGCACUGGUAAAACCACAACAGUGGUUGAAGUAAUCCUGCAGGCAGUAAAGCAAGGUCAAAAGGUCCUUUGCUGUGCUCACUCCAAUGAGGCUGUUGAUAACUUGGUGGAGCGUCUGGUGAAGAGCAAGUUCAAGGUUUUAAGAUUGGGUCAUCCAGCCAGUCUGCUUGAUUCAAAUCAGAAACACUUACUGGAUGCUGCACUUGCACACAGUGUCAACCCCAUCAUUAUUUCUGAUAUUCGCAAGGACAUGGACAAAGCUUUUAAAGCCUGUGACAAAGGCCAACGGAGCAACCUAAGACUGGAAAUCAGGGAACUGCGGCGAGAACUGAGAGAUCUGGUUGGUGUUGCUGAUGUGGAGGAGACUAGAAUUCCUCUUCUGCUCAUUGACACUGCAGGGUGUGGCCUUAAUGAAAUGGAGGACACAGAUGAGCAGUCUAAAGGCAAUCAAGAAGUAGAUAUCGUGGCUCUUCAUAUAAAAGCUCUGACUGACGCUGGAGUUCAAGUCAAAGGCUUGAACUCCAUUAUUGCACCCUAUAACCUCCAGUCCAUAUCUUGUCAUUUCCACAUUAUAUCCAGUUGCCAUAACGACAUGAUGGAAACACUCCCUAUGUCCACUUCGAAAGCUUCCUGGAAGAAGGUUCUGGAUCUUUUGCCCCCAGAUGAGUCACUGUGA
Messenger RNA from Xyrauchen texanus (razorback sucker), 1471 nucleotides. It is a transcript of the gene ighmbp2, whose product is annotated as immunoglobulin mu DNA binding protein 2. Gene Ontology annotation, molecular function: 5'-3' DNA helicase activity; RNA binding; ATP hydrolysis activity. NCBI's taxonomy places the organism in Eukaryota, Metazoa, Chordata, Actinopteri, Cypriniformes, Catostomidae. The record is from RefSeq and is a predicted model, not a curated record.